AUGGCUCAGCGACUGCAACAAAUCUCCAACCAGUUGGCUCAUAAUAACCAACCACAUGAUCCAUCUAGGAUUGAUGGACACGUCGUUUUUAUUACAGGCGGCGCACAAGGAAUUGGGCGGGCAGCGGCAACUCUUCUUGCAUCCAAAGGAGCCAAAAUCGUGCUUGCGGAUGUAGACGAGACGAAAGCCAAUGAGGCCGUCAAGGAGCUGCGACUCGAAGGAUACGAGGCGGCUUGCGUUGUAGGAGACGCCCUGGACGAAGCGUUCCCAGCAAAAGCAGUCGCGGCAGCGUUGAAGGCGUUCGGGAAGGUCAACUGUCUAAUCAACAAUGCCGGGUUCUGUUAUGAUAGCGCGAUUCACAAAAUGAGUGACGAAAAAUGGGACACGGUCAUGAAAAUCCACAACUACGUUCCUUUUCGAAUGAUCCGCGCCUUGUCUACUCACUGGAUGAACCCUCAGACGGCCGAUAUGCCCAAAACCGUCAUCAAUGUGUCCUCGACGUCCGGACUACACGGUCAAAUGGGCCAGAUUAACUAUUCAACAGCGAAGUCGGGGAUUUUGGGACUUACCAAGACCGUUGCGGCAGAGUGGGCUAGAUACAAUGUCCGCUGCAAUGCCGUCGCUUAUGGCUGGAUGGAUACGCGGUUGACCAGGCCGCCCACAGAGGAAAAGGUUGUGCUUGCUGGGCAGAGUAUCGUCACGGGUAUCCCUGCCAACGCGCGGAAGUUUAGGGAUACGUCGGAUAUCCCUCUUGGACGGCCGGGUACUGUCGACGAUGCGGCCAAUGUUAUGCUGUUUUUGGCUAGUCCUAUGUCAUCCUACGUGACGGCGACUUGUAUUGAAUGUACCGGAGGUAGAUAUAUGUAA
This is a messenger RNA of Penicillium robsamsonii, 867 nucleotides long. RefSeq names its product SDR family NAD(P)-dependent oxidoreductase. The transcript has 5 exons. The record is from RefSeq and is a predicted model, not a curated record. Lineage: Eukaryota; Fungi; Ascomycota; Eurotiomycetes; Eurotiales; Aspergillaceae. The coding region runs from base 1 to 867 and encodes 288 amino acids. Gene Ontology annotation, molecular function: oxidoreductase activity, acting on the CH-OH group of donors, NAD or NADP as acceptor.